This is a messenger RNA of Eurytemora carolleeae, 2272 nucleotides long. It is a transcript of the gene Pink1, whose product is annotated as serine/threonine-protein kinase PINK1, mitochondrial. Gene Ontology annotation, cellular component: mitochondrion. Gene Ontology annotation, biological process: positive regulation of mitochondrial fission; protein phosphorylation; autophagy of mitochondrion. Gene Ontology annotation, molecular function: protein serine/threonine kinase activity; ATP binding. The record is from RefSeq and is a predicted model, not a curated record. NCBI's taxonomy places the organism in Eukaryota, Metazoa, Arthropoda, Copepoda, Calanoida, Temoridae.
AUAAUCCUCAAAACAGGAAUACUGGACAUAAUCUCCGUGGCUAUAGAGCACUAGAGAUUGAGUUUCAGGGGAAGCAAAACCAGGGUUGCCGGGAGAACUGCGAGGCGCGCUGGGGCCGAGACCGGCGUAGAAGUACUCAAGGAGAAGAGAGAGGGGAGGGGAAGUACUACACGUUCUCCAGUUUACGCAGAUCUAUCAUUGAUAAUGUUCUCUGUAGAGUUACUAACUCACAGGCGGCAAAUCUGCGACGAAAAGCUGCUCACCAUAUUACAAGCCAGGGGAAUCCCGCCCCUUUCUUUGCCUUGGUGGGCGUGGCCUUAGCCUCAGGAUCUGGAAUAAUAACGAAGGAGGAUGAGGUGGAAGGUGUAUGCCAGGAGAUACGGCUAGCUGUAGGAAGAACAUCACUUAUACAGAAGGAGAAGGAGCAGAAGGAAGAGGAAAAGAAACAUGUUUGGAGUCUCGCAGAUUUUGAUUUAGGGAAACCAAUAGCUAAAGGAUGCUCUGCUGUUGUUUACUCUGCCACCCUUAAUCCCUCAGUUGAGACUGAGAACAAAGAUGUAAACCUGGCUGUAAAAAUGAUGUUUAAUUACCAUGCUGAAUCUAAUGCAUUAACGAUACUUCGAGCCAUGCAAAGGUUAUCCGUUUUUUUUCCAGGCGAAAGUGUAAGGCUUCCAGCGCAUCCCAACAUUGUGGAAAUUCUUACAGUUUUCGCUGACAGGAUCCCCGAACUGCCCGGUGACCGCCAGCUGUAUGGAGAUGCUCUACCUCCUAGACUUAACCCUCAGGGCUCAGGGCGGAAUAUGAGUCUAUUCCUCGUCAUGCGCAGGUAUGCCUGCAGUCUUCGAGAAUACCUUGAGGAAUUUAAGGAACUAAUUACGUCCAGGAUAUCACUUAUCCUUCUUACUCAGCUAUUGGAAGGGAUUGCCUACAUGCAUCACUGUGGAGUAGCGCAUAGAGAUCUCAAGUCUGACAAUCUUCUGAUAGAUCUCUCAGGUGGUGUAGAGUUCCCAAGACUGGUGAUAUCUGAUUUUGGAUGCUGUCUGGCAGAGAAAGGAUCAGGACUAAAGGUUCCGUAUAGAAGUUAUGAUACUGAUAAAGGCGGAAAUAUGGCUCUAAUGGCUCCUGAAAUAGUCCUCGUCAAACCUGGAGCUUUCUCUACGCUGAACUUUAACAAGUCUGAUUUAUGGAGUUCUGGUGCGAUUGCUUACGAGAUUUUUGGAGUUAAGGCGGAUCUGCCCGAGUUGCCUGCUAGUGCUCCGCCCCUUGUAUCUAGGCUGGUUUAUACACUACUCCACCCUAAUCCACAGUACAGGCCUACUCCUAGACAGGCUGCAACUAUUUGUCAGCUGUUGCUCUGGUCUCCCUCUCUCUGGAUGAAGGAAAUGAAGAAGAUCAGCAGUCAAGACAUUCUUCAGUGGCUGCUAACCAUGACAACCAAAGUACUUUGUGAGUCCAGAUGGGGAAACAGUGAGUCUGCUCUACAGGAAUACCAAUUAGUUGCCACAUUCCUGGCUACAUUGUCAUUGCCAGAUAUUAGGACAUCUAUAGUGUGGAUACAGGAGCAAAUGGAUGUGGAAUAGACCCUGGGCUAUUUUACUGCUAAUGUACUGAAAAGAAGUUUUUUGACGUCACAGUUCUAAUUUGGCGCCAUUUUAUUCUCAAGUUGGUACAGACAGUACAUGACUUGGCGCCAUUUUAUUCUCAAUUUGGUGCAGACAGUACAUGACUUAUACGUAGAGUUUAUAUAUUUAUUAUACUUUAAUGUACUUUACUCUGUACAUUAAGUUGUUUAAGCAUACAUACACUGGUUUGUUAUCGGACCUUGUACUCAGUGUACACCGUGUACACUGUAAUGUAGCUUGCAGUCCAUGUUUGCAAUGUAAAGAAGGGUAACAGGCACGUGUACUAAAUCGUGUUGUGACAAUGUCAAUUGUACAAUCUAUAAAGUGUAUAUUAUACUUUUUACAUGGAUACUGUACAGACGUCAAAUACGUUUUAUCAGUGCAUAUCAAGGUUGUAUUAUAAGGUUGCUUACUCUCGUUGCGCUCCAAUAUACGGGAAAUGUCGUCUUCUAAACAUAGAUAUAAAAUCCGUAUAUGACGUCACUAUUUAUAAAGGCGAGAAUGAUGUCAUAUGCGAAUUCUAUUUAUCUAUGCUAAGAUAAGGUCAUUUUCCGUACAUUCAUGCAUUAGAGCGCAUUGAGAUUGAGCAACCUUGUUAUACAACCUUGGUGCAUAUACAGUUGCUUGUAAAAUUCAUAUUGAUGCAGUGG